This is a messenger RNA of Meriones unguiculatus (Mongolian gerbil), 2158 nucleotides long. It is a transcript of the gene Lrrc10b, whose product is annotated as leucine rich repeat containing 10B. The transcript has a single exon. Gene Ontology annotation, molecular function: protein binding. Bases 695 to 1573 code for a protein of 292 amino acids. NCBI's taxonomy places the organism in Eukaryota, Metazoa, Chordata, Mammalia, Rodentia, Muridae. The record is from RefSeq and is a predicted model, not a curated record.
AGUUACUAUCCUAAAGUGAUCCGCACUGGGAGACUGGUCCUACGCUGUAGGACGUGAAGGGGGGGAAAAAAAGCAAGCAAGUGACCUCGCCUUCAGGUCCUCCUCCAGUGUCCCACUUCCCUUUCUUCAGUCCCAGGUUUCUUCCUCCUGGGCUCAUCAGAAGGGCACACACAGCUACACCGAAUGGCCCGCCGCGGCAGGUGUAGACAGCAUCGGACGUCGGGGUUCAGCGUUAGCCCUGUGUCAGGUUUGCGCUCAGGGGCCGCGUCGGCUCGCGCCGGCUCCGGGAUGGGCUAGCUAGCCCGGGACCCGCUCCGGCUUCGGGACCCCCUCUCUUGGGCCGCCUUGGCCCCGCCCCACCCCGCCCUCCCUCUGCCUCAUUGGCAGCCGCACGCGCGUCGGGGGUUGCCAGGGCGACGGGUCGCUAAGCUGCAAGUCAGCUCCAACUCUAAGCCAGUCGGCCUCCGGUGGAGGCAGCAGGGGGAAGGCCGGAGGGCAGGUGGUGAAACGCGGUGGCGGGCGGCGGGGCCCAGGCGGGCGCCUCCUCCCGGCCCGGCCCGGCCCCCCUCCCGGCACACAGGCAGGCCGGGGCGGGGGGCCCCCCGAGGCCGGAGCGGCCCGGGCCCCGUCGGGGCGGCCGGGGCGGGGCGAUGCCGGGCGGUGGCAGCGGCGGCCCGGGCCGGGGCCCGUGACCAUGGGCAUCGCCGAGUCCACCCCGGACGAGCUGCCGUCGGACGCCGAGGAGCAGCUGCGCAGCGGCGAGCAGCAGCUGGAGCUGAGCGGCCGGCGGCUGCGGCGCCUGCCCAGCGCCGUGUGCGCGCUGAGCCGCCUGCAGAAGCUCUACGUGAGCGGCACCGGGCUGCGCGAGCUGCCCGAGGAGAUCGAGGAGCUGCGCGAGCUGCGCAUUCUGGCGCUCGACUUCAACAAGCUGGAGAGCCUGCCCGACGGCCUGUGUCGCCUGCCGCGCCUCACGCGCCUCUACCUGGGCGGCAACCGGCUGCUGGCGCUGCCGGCCGACUUCGCGCAGCUGCAGAGCCUGCGCUGCCUCUGGAUCGAGGGCAACUUCCUGCGGCGCUUCCCGCGGCCGCUGCUGCGCCUGGUGGCGCUGCAGUCGCUGCAGAUGGGCGACAACCGGCUGCGCGCGCUGCCCGCGGAGCUGCCGCGCAUGACGGGCUUGCGUGGUCUCUGGCUCUACGGCAACCGCUUCGAAGAGUUCCCGCCCGCGCUGCUGCGCAUGGGCCGGCUGCACAUCCUCGACCUGGACCGCAACCGCCUGGGCGGCUUUCCCGACCUGCAUCCGCUGCGCGCCCUGCGAGUUUUCUCCUACGAUCACAACCCAGUCACCGGACCCCCGCGCGUGGCGGACACCGUUUUCCUAGUAGGCGAGGGCGCCGUCGAGCGCAUGGCUGAGCGCGACGAACCCGUUCCCCGGCCUCCAGCCCGGCGUCCGGUCCGGGUCUUUGAGGAUGAGGAGGAAGAAGACCUGCUCAUAGGGGGCGCGGGCCCCAGGGUCCCGGAGCCCGCCAGGGACAGACUUCGAGCCUUGGAAGCCUCUCCAGGAUUGGGUACCUGAGCCUCUGCCCCGAGUGGUGGGCUGGAACACUCUGGAAGGAGGGGCUCCGUCGCUGGGCCUCUGACUUGGGGCAGUGAAGGAGCGGCAUUGAGCGAGCUGUCUGGCUGAGGCAGGCCUGAGGCCGUCUUCACACGCUCCUAGGCAGUAAGAGAGACUCCCUGGGCUGACCUCUGGGCAGUUUUCAGAUCAAGAAGUCUGGGAUCGAGCCUCUGAUGGUACAACAGAUGAGCCGGUUCUCACCUGGAACCAGGGUCACCGCUCUCCAGAGAAUCAUCCCCACUGACUCUGGAUGUCCAGGGUGCCUAUCACUUCCACCUGGGGUUUGGAUCUCCUAGGCCUACCCUAGCUGUUGCUGGGGUCAUUACCUCUGGGGCAGACUGUACGGGGACAACUCUGCCCCUCUGCGUGUUGGGGGUUCUGGCCACAGGCAAGGCAUAGGGACUCCAUCCAAGAUAGACGCAGGCACAGUUGGGACCUAACACCUCAGCUUUCCUCAGUUCUCCAUCAGGUCCCCCGACAGCAGUAAGGUGCACAGAAGAGAGGGUCUCCCCACCCCGCCUUUCCUCCUGAUUUCUUUUCCCAGCA